Molecule: messenger RNA, 4260 nt
Organism: Verticillium nonalfalfae
Lineage: Eukaryota; Fungi; Ascomycota; Sordariomycetes; Glomerellales; Plectosphaerellaceae
Exons: 4
Coding region: 1-4260 (1419 amino acids)
Biological process (GO): transmembrane transport
Cellular component (GO): membrane
Molecular function (GO): ABC-type transporter activity; ATP hydrolysis activity; ATP binding
Source: RefSeq, a predicted model, not a curated record
AUGGUAACAUCAUGCCUCAACGACGACACCUUCGGCCCCAUCGUUCGAGGCUGCCGUGAUGACUUCGACUUUACUAUUCGCUUCCAGCGCAUCAUCUUAGCCAUAGUUCCUGCUACCUUCUUUCUGGCGCUGUCUAUUCCGCGCGCGAUAUGGCUCUCGCAACAGCCGAGGAUUGUGUCUGGUGUCGCCUUCCAGUACGCCAAGUUGACAGCCAUUACAAUAUUGGCUACUCUGCAAUUCGCGUUGCUGAAUCUUCAGACAGCAGCCCCGGCCUCUAGUCUCGAUGGCUUCGCCAUUGCAACAACAGCAGUCAACUUCCUUGUUGCGCUGUCUAUGCUUGCCCUGUCCUUCUUUGAGCAUUCCAGAGUCCCGCGCCCAUCGACACUGCUCAUUCUGUACAUUCUGCUGCAGACGCUCUGCGAUGCCGUCCAGGUUCGAACCUCAUGGCUCAUGGCGAGCUCCAUUACGUCCAAGAUGAUUGCUCGUCUCUACACAGCAUCCGUCGGAACGAAGUUCGUCAUCCUCAUUGCCGAGACGAAGAGAAAGACCCGUUGGCUCCGUUGGAAGAUUGAUGAACACAGCCCCGAAGAGACGAGUGAUGUGAUGAGUCUGACUGUAUACCUCUGGCUGAACAAGCUGUUCCGUUAUGGCUACAGUCAUGUUCUGGCCAUCGACGACCUGUAUCCAUUGGACCAGGACAUUGAUUCGGAUCUCCUCCAGCGAAAACUUGAAGCUGUGAUCGAGAGGUCGCGGCCUGGAAAGAAGCUUGGCUUGGCUCGAUCGCUCGCCAGAGCCUUGUUAAUCCCAUACAUCAUGCCCAUCGCACCCCGAAUCGCCUUGAUCGGCUUCAGCUUUAGUCAACCGCUUUUCAUACGCGCCCUCCUGGAAUAUCUGCAGGAACCAAAUGCUCCUCGUAGCACGAGCUACGGCCUCAUCGGUGCCGCGGUGUUGAUCUAUGGUGGCGCGGCUUUCGCUCGAGCGCUACAAUGGUACUUCCACAUGAGGGCUCAGCAAAUGGCCCGCGGUUGCUUGUCGGCCGCGAUCUACAAAAAGACAACUGAGGCCAAGCUCGCCAACGCUGGGGAGGCGGCGGCUGUCACAUUGAUGAGUACUGAUACGGACCGCGUUAUCCAAGGCUUCCAUCAGCUUCACGACUUUUGGGCCAGUCCUAUUGAGGUUGCAAUUGGAUGCUGGUUCUUACAGCGGGAGCUUGGCACCUCAUUCGUCGCCCCGAUUGUGCUCAUUGUGUUCUGUGCGAUCGGUACAUUUAUUGUCGGCAGGUUGUCAGGAGACCGACAGGUCAGAUGGAUGAGCCAGAUUCAGAAAAGAGUCGGGCUCACGGCUAACGUCAUUUCGAAUAUGAAGAGCCUGAAGAUCAGCGGCAUCACACUGCCGGUUGGUGAUUUUAUCCAGAAGAUGAGAGUGCACGAGAUGGAGAUUGGCAACAGAUCCCGUUGGCUCAUUAUUUGGGCUGUUGUGGCUGCCAUGACGCCGGCAAUCCUGUCACCUGUUGCCGCUCUGGCCUUCACCACUCGCGAGCUCAACACGACGAGCAUGUUUACAUCUAUCGCGUUCUUGAUAUUAUUGACAUCGCCUCUGUCUCAACUCUUCCAGGCUGUGCCGAUGAUGUUCGCCGGUCUGGCAAGCUUGAGUCGCAUCCAAGCAUUCCUCGAGGCUGAUGCACGGGAAGAUGUCAGACGCCACGAAACACACAACAUGCUCGGAGAGAAGUCGUUCUCGGAUGAACCAUCUAGCAGCGGUCUUGAGUACAACGAAAAGCCAUUAAAUCCCGACGCCACAACCUCGAUUACCAUCCAGGAUGGAUUCUUCGGCUGGGCCGAAGACCGGAUGAUCCUUAAUCAUGUCAACGUUCGCUUCCCUGUGUCUCAACUUACCCUGGUCGUUGGGCCGACAGCUGCUGGGAAGUCAACCUUGUGCAACGCGCUUCUAGGCGAGGUGCCUUUCUCGCGCGGGAACAUCAGGCUGCCCCUCGCUUACGCCGCCAUUGGGUACUGUGAGCAGGCUCCGUUCUUAUGGAACGGCACGAUCAAAGAGAACAUCAUGGGAUAUUCCAACUUCGACCAGCCUCGGUACGAAGAAGUAAUAGAGGCCUGUAUGCUUCUCCCAGACUUCACAAUUCUCCCUCAGGGUGACGAAACCAACAUUGGAAGCAACGGCAUAGCGCUGAGUGGUGGGCAGAAGCAACGUGUCUCACUUGCUCGCGCACUCUACCUCCAUUCCGACCUCAUCCUCUCUGACGAUAUUUUAAGCGGACUCGACAACGAUACCGCCAAUGAGGUUUUUCGUCGUGUAUUCGGCCCUAGUGGUAUUCUCCGCCGUCGAAACGCCACUGCAAUUCUGUGCACGCACUCCAUUCGUCAUCUUCCUCAAGCAGAUCACAUCAUAGCCCUCGACGUGGGCGGUGUAAUCGUGGAGGAAGGUUCGUUCAACGAUCUCAUCCGCAAUAAGAAGUAUGUCGCCAACCUUAAUGUUGUGGCGUCCUCGGGUGAAGAUGAUACGCAAGAGAGGGGUGCUGCCGCCCCAACUCCCGCUACUCAGGGACCAAAACGUCAAGUUCAGAACGCCGAACGAAGUCGAUCAGAUGACCUUUCGCGACAAACAGGAGACAUGAAGGUUUAUGGCCACUACAUGCGUUCGCUGAGCAAAUGGUCCCUGGUGGUACUGGUCGCUUCGGCUGCCAUCCACGCUUUCGCCAACAGUAUGGCGACCGCAUGGCUAAAGUUUUGGUCCGAAGACACUUUCCACAGGCCUACCAGCUUUUAUCUUGGUAUCUUCGUCACAAACUUGUUCUCCCAGGACAUGACUCUCAUCGAUGGCGAGCUUCCGCUGGCAUUGCUCAAUACGGUCAUCGACAUCUUCCAGGUCAUGGGCAUGGCUGCUGUUGUGGGAACCGCAUCACCGUAUCUCGCAAUCAGCUAUCCCAUAUUUGCAGUUGUGCUAUGGGUGAUCCAAAGGUUCUACCUGCGCACAUCGCGACAGCUUCGGCUGCUCGACCUAGAAGCAAAGAGUCCACUUUACACCCAUUACCUUGACACAAUCAAGGGAAUCAGCACAUUUCGAGCUUUCGGCUGGAUGGCCGAUCAUGUGACGCAUAAUCAGCAGUUGCUGAAUACUUCGCAACGACCAUCAUACCUUCUCGCCAUGAUACAGCGAUGGCUCAGUCUCACUAUGGAGAUCCUUGUUGCCAUUGUUGCUAUUAUUAUCGUAUCAUUGGCCACGCAGACAGGGGGCAAUUCGGGGUUCACAGGUGCAUCUCUGGUGACGUUGAUGUCGCUGAGUGAUGUGAUCACCUGGCUCAUCCGCAACUACACUUUGCUGGAGACCUCAAUUGGCGCAGUCUCGCGAAUCAAGAGCUUUUCGGAAACAGUUGUGUCUGAAAAGCGCGAAAAUGAAGACACCCAACCUCCCGUGGAGUGGCCUCAAGCUGGCACUAUUGAACUCACAGAUGUCUCGGCAUCCUACAAUAUCAGUGCCGGUGGUGUUGAGCAGGACAUUUCUUUGCAGAACAACCUUGCCCUAAAGAACGUUACUCUGUCUAUCGAGGCCGGCAGAAAGGUCGCCUUGUGUGGCAGAAGCGGCAGCGGAAAGUCGUCUCUUAUUCUCGUGCUUCUUCGCCUACUCGACCCUUUGCCAUUUUGUUCUCAGAACAUGAAGGUCGACAACAUUCCCUUCCACUCCAUCGAACGGGAUACUCUCCGCCGUCGGAUCAUCGCAGUGCCACAGGAUGCCGUCUUUCUUCCCAGUGGUAGCAGCAUCAAGGACAACCUUGACCCUUUCAACGCCGCAACUGAUCUUGAAUGCCAAGAGGUUCUCGAGACCGUAUUGCUAAGUGCCUUCCUAGCGGAAAUGAGCAACGACGUCCACAAUGGGAUGAGUAUCGACAGCCUCAGUGCGGGUCAAAGACAGCUCUUCAGCCUCGGAAGGGCUAUCCUCAGGCGACGGGUGAAGGACCGGAGCUUGGGAGGACGUCGUGGUGGCAUACUUCUCUUAGAUGAGGUGAGCUCGAAUGUAGACCGAGAAACUGAUCGCAUCAUGCAAGGGAUCAUCAGGGAAGAGUUCAAGGAGUAUACCAUCAUUAUGGUCUCGCAUCGUCUGGACAUGGUCAUGGACUUUUUUGAUGACGUGGUCGUUAUUGAUAAGGGGGAGGUUGUCGAGACGGGCAAUCCGCGGGACUUAGUUACCCUCGAGGGCAGUCGGUUUGGGCAGCUAUGGGCAUUCGAAAGUCGAGGUCGGAACUGA